Molecule: messenger RNA, 2469 nt
Organism: Calidris pugnax (ruff)
Lineage: Eukaryota; Metazoa; Chordata; Aves; Charadriiformes; Scolopacidae
Gene: POLI
Product: polymerase (DNA directed) iota
Exons: 9
Coding region: 427-2346 (639 amino acids)
Biological process (GO): translesion synthesis
Molecular function (GO): damaged DNA binding; DNA-directed DNA polymerase activity
Source: RefSeq, a predicted model, not a curated record
GGAGGGAGCGGGGCCGGGAGCGGCGGGUGAGUCAGGCCCCAGGCGACAUGGAGCCCGGCCCGCCGCCCACGGAGCGGCGGGAGCCGCCACAGCAGCCCCAAGAGGAGGAGGAAGAGAUGGAGGAAGAGGAGGAGGAGGAGGACUGGCUUCGCCCGCAGCAGGGCGGCACGGCCGCCUCGCCCGCCCCGUGUGAGCAGCAAUGGCGGCGCUGAGGGGAGCUGGGUGGCGGUGGGGCGGGGAGCGGAACAGGGCUACCCUAGCAGAUAGAAAGAGAUUAUUUUCACAUAAACGGGUUAAAAAUAAGUUUCGGUGCCGCACCCUGAAAGAAAAAUCUCUUUAUUUGCUCCCCUGGCAGCCGGGCAGAGGAGCGCAGGGCGCAGGGUGAUCGCACACCUCGACCUGGACUGUUUCUAUGCGCAAGUGGAAAUGAUCCGCCAGCCCCAGCUGAGAGACAAGCCUUUAGGUGUGCAACAGAAAAACAUCGUGGUGACCUGUAACUACGAAGCCAGGAAGCGUGGAGUUAAGAAGCUGAUGUCUGUGAAGGACGCUAAAGAGACAUGUCCUCAGCUGAUACUGGUUAACGGAGAAGAUCUGACUCCGUACAGGGAGAUGUCCUACAAGGUUACAGAGUUGUUGGGGGAAUUUUGUCCGCUGGUGGAAAGGCUUGGGUUUGAUGAAAACUUUGUGGAUAUCACAGAGAUGGUAGAGAAGAGACUAACCCAGCUGCUGCAGAGCGGAUGGUCCAACCUCUGCGUGGCCGGCCACGUGUACAAUGACCAAACUCUAAAUUUGCAGGACACAAUGCAUGUAAGGCUGGUUAUCGGAUCUCAGGUUGCCAAAGAGCUGAGGGAAGCAGUACACACGAGGCUGGGCCUCACGGGCUGCGCAGGAGUGGCCUCCAACAAAUUACUGGCUAAACUGGUGUCUGGGACCUUUAAACCAAACCAGCAGACUGUUCUGCUGCCUGAAAGCUGCCAGGAGCUAAUACGCGGCCUCGAUCACAUCCAAAAAGUGCCUGGCAUUGGCUACAAAACUGCCAAACGUCUCGAAAUGCUGGGUGUUAGGAACGUGUGUGAUCUCCAAGCGUUCCCUUCUGCUGUGUUAGAGAAGGAACUGGGGGUUUCUAUGGCUCAGCGUAUCCAAAAACUCAGCUACGGAGAUGACGACUCCCCUGUGACUCCAUCAGGCCCUCCUCAGUCCUUUAGUGAUGAAGAUUCCUUUAAAAAAUGUUCCUCAGAAGUGGAAGUUAAAGAGAAAAUUGAAGAACUGCUCCGUAGCCUAUUAGACAGAAUAUACAAAGACGGAAGACAACCGCACACCAUCAGGUUGACCAUCCGCCAGUUCUCCUCCACCGAUAAAUGGUUUCACCGCGAAAGCCGGCAGUGUCCUGUUCCUCCUCAUCUCAUUCCCAAAUUUGGAAAAGAAAACAGCAACCUUAUCUCCCCCUUGGUUGCUCUACUGAUGAAACUCUUUCGAAAGAUGAUAGAUGUAGACGUACCGUUUCAUCUCACCCUUCUGAGCGUCUGCUUCUCCAACCUCAAAGAUCUUCCCAGCAGCAAGAAAGGAUCCAUUGGCUUCUACCUAAAGCAGAUGUCACCAGGCUCUGGGAAACGUGGCCGGGAAGCGGACGAUGUCUCACAAGGUGAGGGAAGCGCUUCUUGGAACCAGAACCUCAAUGAAACUGGAACAACAAAAACUAGGAAACUUUCAGAGGAAAAGCAAAGCAAUAUAAAGCAAGCGGGAACUCCUGACUUCCCAUUUCAUUUGUCUCCUGCUGACAUUGACCCCGAAGUCUUCAGGGAACUUCCAGAAGAUAUUAAAAAAGAAAUUCUUUCUGCAAAACCAGACACGAUGCCUACUGAGGAUGUUUCAGGUCAGGCAUCGGAAUGUUUUGCGGAAGAGGUGUUCGGCGCUUCUCCAGAUUCUAAGGGACUAAGGGCCACGUGUUCUUCCCAGUGUCCCAGCAGUAUGGAAAACCAACCUCCUGACUCCCGGAAUUCCAGAGGGAGAGAUCUGUCACCUCUGGAAGCUGGAGCCAGCCACACUGUUGCGCGUGUCCCCACCUUGGACAAAGAUAAGCAAGCCCUUGAAACGACUUCUGCGGAUAAAGCUCAUAGCAGGAAAGCAGAAGUUGUGUUUCCUCCUAAUAUUGAUGCAAAGACUUUUUACGAACUACCUGCUGAUGUGCAAGAAGAAUUACUGGCUGAAUGGAAGAAUUGGGAACCUCCAUCCAAGACUUCGACGGAUAAACCCCCUGAAAAGCCUAAACCAACUAGAGGAAGAAGGAACACAGCUCCGUGUCCAUCACAGUCUAACAGUUUGCUAAGAUAUUUUAAACCACAGUGAAGCGUUUUUCGUAGCACGGACGCUAAGAAUCAGCACUUGAGGGCACUUUAGUUAUUAAAAAUUUACUGUACCUUGUAAAAAUGUGAAUACUAAAGGUGUAUUUUGACAACUUUGGACGUAAAA